UGUCCAUGUGUUUUGUUUGUUAAAAUCGAGACAGUCUUUCGCUAAAUGGGUAAGAAGGAUAAGAAGAAAGGUAAAGGUGCUGAGAAAACAGCAUUAAAAACCGAAAAGAAAGCAAUUAACAAAUUAAAAAAAGAUUUAGCCGCCAAAGGCGAGGAUGACAUUGAAAAACUCAUUACAGAUUUUCAAGAACAAGGAAAAAAGCCCGUGGCUGUUAGUGAAGAACCUUGUCUUCAGCCUACUCCGAGGAGUGGUUUUUCGUUAUGUGCUCAUCCUGAAAAAGAAGAAUUGGUGUUAUUUGCUGGGGAAUAUUUUAAUGGAAGCAAGACUGUGAUGUACAAUGAUUUAUACUUUUAUAACAUCAAAAAGGGCCAGUGGUCUGUUCUGCAAUGUUCUGAAAAACCUCCGCCCAGAUGCUCGCAUCAGGCUGUGAUUCUGUCUCAAAGAGCAGGGCAAUUGUGGGUUUUCGGAGGUGAAUUUGCUUCUCCAAGUCGUUCCAAUUUUUAUCAUUAUAAGGAUUUAUGGGUUUACCACUUUGCUGAAAAGAGAUGGGAGCAAGUGAAAGUUCCUGGUGCCCCGUCUGCUCGCAGUGGACAUCGUAUGACAGCAUCACGAAAGCAGCUUAUAGUAUUUGGAGGAUUUCACGAAAGCUUGAGAGAAUAUAAGUACUUUAAUGAUGUGCACAUUUUUGAUUUGGAGUCAUACACAUGGACCAAAGUUGAACCAACUGGUAGAGGCCCCAGCCCUCGUUCUGGUGUCCAAAUGGCUCCUCUUACUGAUGGACGAAUUAUUUUAUUUGGAGGCUACAGUAGAGAAAAGGUCAAAAAAGAUGUUGAUAAAGGAGUUCCUCAUGGGGAUAUGUAUUAUUUACAAUUAGAUGAGAGAACUAAACCUGCCAAGUGGAAGUGGGUAGCAGUGAAGGCAUCAGGGAUUUCCCCGUCCAUAAGAAGUGGCUUCUGUUUUGCAGUUGCAUCAAACAACCAAGCCUAUACUUUUGGUGGCGUACGCGAUGAAGAUGAUGAUGAAACUUUAGAAAGUGUGUUCCAUAAUGAUUUGUUUUUGUUAGAAAUGGAUAAGCCACGAUGGCAGCCUAUUACUCUCCACAGCAAAGAAGUGAAAGAAGUCAAGAAGAAACGGAGAAAAGUUAGAGAUGAUGAAGAUGAUCAUGAGAGUGAAGAUGAUGAUGUCACCAAAACUUUAGAAAGAGCUAACAUAUCAGGAGGAGUAACUAAUGAACCAACUGUGAAAGUAACCGAAGAUAGUAUUUUCACAGUGAAAAUUGGACCUCAAACAUCAUCAAGUUCUGCAGCAAAUCCUACAUCUUCUUCCACCAUCAGAUCUUCAAGUCAAAACUUUAUUCCGAAGCCUCGCAUGAAUGGUUCUUUAGUCAUUAGGCAUGGGACUAUGUACUUGUAUGGAGGAAUAUAUGAAGACGGUGAUAAACAGUUAACUUUAUCUGACUUUUAUUCACUGGACAUUCAUAAAUUAGAUGAAUGGAGAACUAUUGUGCCAUUUUCAACUGCUUCGCUGGAGUGGAUAGAAUCUGAUGUAUCAGAAAGCAGUGAAGAAGAUAGUGAGGAAGAUGGUGCUGGAGGGGAAGAUGACUCCGAAGAAGAAUCGUCUGAAGAAGGAAUGGAUUCUUCAUAAGAGAAAAUUCUCCAAAAUAGAAGUCUUCUGUGUAUCAUACUCAAAUUCAAUAUGUAUUCCUGUUAUCUUUUUGACAAGUUCAUGUAAACUUAUUUUAAAUUAAAAUGGUUUUUUAAAUAUC
This is a messenger RNA of Uloborus diversus, 1765 nucleotides long. Its product is annotated as kelch domain-containing protein 4-like. The record is from RefSeq and is a predicted model, not a curated record. Gene Ontology annotation, molecular function: protein binding. The coding region runs from base 46 to 1644 and encodes 532 amino acids. The transcript has 9 exons. Lineage: Eukaryota; Metazoa; Arthropoda; Arachnida; Araneae; Uloboridae.